AUGUCAGGGAAAGUUAUUAUGGGGUUUGCACUGUUGGUUGCGCUGCUAGUAUCCACUGCAGCAUCCUCACCUGUAGAGGCUAAAGAGACUAAUGUGCUGCAGCAGCUUCUAGCCAAGAGGGAGAAAAUGACAGACUUGGCUGGCAGACAGGAGCCGGCGCCUCGGGCUCACUCAGCAGCACGGUUGGAGAGACGGGCACACCUAUCGGAGGAUGAACGCGAGAUUGUGACCAAACAAAUAAUGCAAGCAAUUUCAGAGAUGAUGAACUCCGAGUGCAUGUCAGACCGGGACUACCAGGGCUGGGUGGACUUUGGACGGCGGGACGCAGAGUGAGACACAACAAUGCCAACAGCAAACUGAGAGGGCAGACUUAACUGCUUUUUGUUCCGAUUUUAUACAAAGUCAAUGUUUU
Messenger RNA from Morone saxatilis (striped sea-bass), 412 nucleotides. Its product is annotated as gastrin/cholecystokinin-like peptide. The transcript is spliced from 2 exons. The record is from RefSeq and is a predicted model, not a curated record. Gene Ontology annotation, biological process: digestion. Gene Ontology annotation, cellular component: extracellular region; axon. The coding region runs from base 1 to 333 and encodes 110 amino acids. Gene Ontology annotation, molecular function: neuropeptide hormone activity. Lineage: Eukaryota; Metazoa; Chordata; Actinopteri; Moronidae.